Toxoplasma gondii ME49 is the source of this 5061-nucleotide messenger RNA. Its product is annotated as DEAD/DEAH box helicase domain-containing protein. Gene Ontology annotation, molecular function: ATP binding; RNA helicase activity; nucleic acid binding. The transcript is spliced from 22 exons. Gene Ontology annotation, biological process: nuclear-transcribed mRNA catabolic process, 3'-5' exonucleolytic nonsense-mediated decay. Gene Ontology annotation, cellular component: Ski complex. Lineage: Eukaryota; Apicomplexa; Conoidasida; Eucoccidiorida; Sarcocystidae. Bases 1 to 4824 code for a protein of 1607 amino acids. The record is from RefSeq and is a predicted model, not a curated record.
AUGCACCGACCGUGUAGAAAAUCGAUACACUUCCGCGUUUCGCUUUCCUCUUCUCAACGCCAGACAUCCUGCUGCGCUCGACCGUCUUCUUCACUGACACCUUUGAUUUCUCUCUUCUUUCGUUUCCUUGCCGCCCUGCUUUUGCCUCUCUCGAACAUUCUCGCUGUUCUCCUCUGUCGACUUGUCUCCCCCGCUUUUGCUCGCAUCUCUCCGCGUCCACCGCCCGUUCUUCGUUCUUCCCCUUCUGGUACCUCUACGCUUUCUCUCUUGCUCUUUUACGCCUCUCUCUGGCUCUCCAGUUCUUCUCCCUCUCUUCUGCAUCUGCCUUUUCCCUCUCCUCUCCUGCACUCCCCUGCCGCCGUCUCCGUCCUCGGACGACCUGCCUUUCUUUCUCCCUGCUCCCCUCGUCUCUCGUUGUUUGCCACGAUGGCUGCGGCGGCGAGGCAUCUGUACGGCAACGACUCGGACUUCUGGACCUCGGACGACGAGGAGACAGAGGACCUCCCCUCCGUCGAGAGCUCGCGGCUCUCUUUUGCCUCUCCUCCCUUCUCCGAGGCUUCUUCCACCCGUCUGAAAGAAGAGCCUACGCAAGACGCCUUCUCCUUUCCCCUGCUGCCCUCUCCUCUCGCGCUCGCCUCUGCGCCUGCCCAGCGCUGUGAAGCCGUCUGGCGGCGCGAAGACGAAGAUUUCCUUCGGAGGACGUUCGGCAUUCUCGACGAAGACAACUCAGCGGAUAACAACUCUCUGAACAUCGCUUCCCCUGUGGUUGCCGAGCCGUCGUCGAGUACAGGACUCGAAGUGCAGUCUGAGACGGCAAAGGACGACGAAGAGAAGAGCGCUGUCGGUCUGCGUUUUCUCUCGGCUUCUGCACCCGCUGAGAGACUUGAGAAGAAAGUUGCAGCUUCAUGGGAGGCCGAAGGCGAUCCAUUUCCUCUGGAGAAGCGCGAACAUGCGGACGACGGCCUCGCAGCGACAAACGCGCAUGCAGCCUCGGCCGUCUCGCUCUUUGACGAAGACCACCCUGGGAAGCCAAGAGAAGGACCGAACUUUUUCUUCUUCCCUCCUCUUGACUCGGUCGCCUCUUCGCUGCUCUUCGGAGCCUCUGACGGCCAAUUGAUCCGCGACGGACCUCCCGCACCGUUUGUUGAAAUCCUGCCGCCCACCGGUGCUUCCAGCAAAGCCCUGGGGGUCCACGAGGGAAACGAGGACGAGGUGCGUCUGUCGGCAACGGCGGCGGCAGUGACGGCCGCUCUGUCGCUCUCCACCUCGUCUCUCGUGUCUCCAGUCCAGUCUCCCACAGCUGCUCAGGACUCGGCCUCGUCUCCGGUGCAUGCGCAUGCAGCCGCAGAGACUGAAGACCUCACGCGAGACGACGUCGAAGGGAAGAAGCAGGAGGAGGCGAGAACUCGAAGGGGAAGUCAAGACGAAGCCGCGGUCUCUGCUGCGGAGGGAGGAAAGGCCGCUGGGGAGAAGCCGCGACAGUUCAUUCGCAAACGAUGGUGCGUUGAAGACAAUGAGAGCGAUGUCUCUCUCUUUCGUCGACGCGUCCAUGCCGCGAGGCGGGAGCGAGCGCGGAUGGCCGCUGCGAAUGCGAAGAAGGACGAGGAGACACUUGGGGAGACCGGCGAGUGUGGGGUCGGAGACGCGCAAGCAGGCGAAGGAUUCGCGGAGGUCGAUCCGGAAGUUCUUGUCGAGGACCUUGACGAAGCCACGAAGGCCUGGCUGGCCGCGAUUCCUCAGGAACCUGGCGAUUUGUCGCCGCUUCAAGUGCCUCUUGCUCUCGAGUUCCCCUUCCCUCUUGACGACUUCCAGAAGCGCGCGAUUCUCCACCUCGAAAAGUACCAAACCGUCUUCGUCGCUGCCCACACAAGUGCAGGAAAAACUGUCGUGGCGGAGUACGCGAUUGCGUUGGCGGUUCGGCGGAACCGGCGGUGUAUAUACACUUCGCCUCUGAAGGCUCUGAGCAAUCAAAAGUACCGCGAGUUUCGCCUGAAAUUUCCGUCUGUGGGCAUUGUCACCGGGGAUGUGUGCAUCAAUCCCGACGCGAACUGCCUCAUCGUCACAACCGAAAUUUUGCGCAGCCUCCUGUACCUCGGCGAUGCCUUGAUCGGGCAAGUGGACAGCGUUAUCUUCGAUGAGGCUCACUACAUCAACGACAUUGAACGCGGCGUUGUCUGGGAGGAAGCAAUUAUUCUUCUUCCCAAGCAGGUGAACAUGGUUCUUCUCUCUGCAACGUUGCCGAAUUAUCGCCAAUUUGCGGAGUGGAUUGGAUCCGUCAAACAAAGAGAAGUUUUCACUUUGUCGACCGACAGACGCCCGACGCCGCUGCGCCAUUUCCUCUUCUUCCACGACAAGGCAUUCCUCCUCAUGGAUGCAAAGGGAAGGUUCCAAGCUGGAGCCUACAACGAAGCCUUCAAACAUGUCCGAGAGAAGGGCAACCCACAGGCUGCUCGGAAGCCGCCUCCCAGCAGUGCGGCUCAGCGAGGACGAGGGGGAACGCGGCAGGCGCUGCGCGAGUCUUCUCAUCAAAGCAGCAAAGGCGUUUUCCAGACCGCUGAGGCGAAGCUGAAAACCGAGAUUCACCGUCUCCAGGGUCUCAUCACGAAGCUCGAGAAAGACAACGAACUCCCCGUCGUCGUCUUCUGUUUCAGUCGUCGAAAGUGUGAGACCUACGCGCAGGCGAUGAGGAGACUGGACGUUGUUCUCUCUCACAACGACCGAUCCAAAAUUCAUCUCUUCGUCAAGGAUUGUUUGAUGGCUCUGUCGCCGGCGGACCGCGACCUCCCGCAGAUUCGCUUCGUCUGUGGGCUGAUCCACCGAGGCGUCGGCAUCCAUCACGGCGGCCUCCUACCUAUCAUCAAAGAAAUGGUGGAGAUUCUUUUCCAGCGAGGACUCGUGCGAGUCUUGUUCGCGACCGAGACGCUGGCGAUCGGCCUGAACAUGCCGGCGCGCUCCGUCGUCUUCUCGGCGCUGAAGAAACACGACGGCCAGCGUUCUCGCAUGCUGCUGGCUUCUGAGUACACCCAGAUGGCAGGACGCGCAGGCCGACGUGGUAUCGAUACAUUUGGCCAUGUAUACAUCUUCUGUUCCGACGACCUUCCAGAGCCAAAAGAACUCACGGGUAUGAUGGUGGAGAAGGCAAAUCCUCUUCACAGCCGCUUUCGCCUGACGUACCAGACGCUGCUUCUCCUCGCUGCGCGAAGUCACUCCAUGUCGAUGACGUCUUUCCUCUCCCAGUCGUUCAAGGAGGCGGCUCGGACGUCUCUGCUCCCCGUCUUCAAGAGGGACUUGCGAAGGAAACGAAAGGAACUGCAUGCGUUGCCAGAUGUUCGCUGCGUCUUCGGAGAACCUGCAAUCGAAGACUUGGCAGAACUGGAGGACCGAAGUCGCGGCAUCGCAGAAGAGAUCCACAUGAAACUGUGGCAGCACAAGGCAGCGGCUUCUUCGAUAUUUACUUUCGGCCGCGUUUGCUUCGUUCAUUCUCUCUGGGGGAGUCUUCAGUCGUCUUGUCCUGCCAUCUUUCUCAACGUCGACUUCCGGCCUCUCGUUCCGAGCUGCCCACCAACCUUUCGAAUGCUGGUGCUGCUGCCCCCUUGGGUGACGGCCGCGAGCCUGGAAGAGACCCGCGGAGCUGGGAGACGAGCGAGCGAAGGUCCUGCUGGCGGGGACGCCUCGUCGACCUCGCCGGUGAUUCUCUCGUCUGGCGUCAUUGCCUCUUCGUCGGCGGCUUCCUCUUUGUCUUCCUCCGAAACCGAAGAGCUUUUUCCGGGGAUUCGAGAGUGGAUUUUGGUCCGCAGUGUUUCGCUGCUCCAGGUGGAAAUGCUUUGCGAGGAAAUCGUGACUUGCCCUGUAGGAGUCUCCAGCAAGAAUAUUGCAAACGGCGCUGUCGGCCCUGAAGACUCUCAACUUCUCGGUAUCCUCGCACAAGAACUUGAGAGGCUGGCGUCGGCGGACGCGCGCGGCGAAGACACAACGAACGCAGGCGCGAGGAAGAGUGCAUGCGGUGCGUUGACUCCGAUGUCGUUUUCAAAGCCGCUGAAACAACUCGAAGUCAGUCUGGUGUCCACGCUGCUCCUGCAAAAAGAUCUCUUCUCAGCAAUUCGACAGAACAAGUGUUUCGCCUGCCCCCUCAGAGAAACGCACAUGCAACUCACCGCGCAUAAAAGAGAGCUCAUGGCGGAAAUCGCAGAGAUCUCCAGCCAGCUGGCCGAUGAGUCGCUGGAUGUGUACCCAGAGAUGCAGGCCCGGUUAACCGUGAUGAAGAAACUGAAACUUAUCGACGAUCACACGGGAGCUCUCACCGUUAAAGGACGCGUAGCAUGUCAGGUGAUGUCCGGCGACGAGUUGACGCUAACGGAGCUUCUCUUCCAAGGUGGAUUGGAAAAUCUUCAACCUGAAGAAAUCGCCGCAGUUCUCUCUGCCUUUGUCGCUCCGGACGGACCUGUCGAACAAGUCCCGGCGCCGACAGCAGGCAUCCAGCGCGUUCGAGAUCAGGCAGAAGAACUCCACGUUGCGAUCUUAAAGCUGCAAGCGAACUCGGGCGUCCGCAUCAACGCAGAAGACUGGUGGAAGCUGUGCAACUUCUCCCUUUCCUUGGUUGCCUACGACUGGGCGAAUGGUGUGAGCUUCGGAGACAUCAUGCACAAGACUAACGCGCAAGAAGGUUCAAUUGUCCGCGCAAUUCUUCGGCUUGACGAGCUUCUGAGAAAGAUUCGACAAGCAGCGAUUUUGAUUGGGGACCCAGAUCUCGGCGCAAAGUUGCAGCAGACUUCCGACCGCAUUCGUCGGGACAUUGUGUUUGCGAUGUCGCUCUAUUUACAGUAGCGUUUUUUUUCGAGAAAUCCUUCCUUUGGUUUUAUUUUCUUCUUCCACGUCGCUUCUUCUCUCCGUUACUUGUUCCUUCCCCUCUUCAGUUGCAGGUCUCAGAUGUCUCCUUUCUGGAAAUUCGACUUUUCUCCUUCGCCGUUCGCCUUCCUCGGCUGUUGUUUCAAGUUCUUCUUUCGCCGCGAGCUGUCUCCACAGACCUUACGCGCUGUCUGUUCCUCUAUCUCUGCUUCUUUC